AAAAAAAGUCAACUUAAUGACAAAUUUAUAUUUUUCUCUUUCCAAUUUUGAUUUGAUAGCUUAAUUUAAUGUAUUAUAGUAGUACAUAAAUAGAAAAUGCCAUUUCAAGAGAUUGCAUUGCUUUCAUGAAUAAUAUGGAUUUCUCAUUCACACUGUUUUUUCUAGUAUUAUUAGCCUUUUCAUUCCAAUUUUCAUCUUCUUCAUCAUCAUCAUCAUCACUUAGAAAAGGUUCAUCCCUCUCUGUAGAAAAUCCAGAAGAUAAACUAAUCUCACAUAAUGGUAUGUUCUCUGCUGGCUUUAUUUCCAUUGGUCAAAAUGCAUAUUCCUUUGCAAUAUGGUUCACAGAACCAAAUUCACUCAACCACAAAAACACAAUCGUUUGGAUGGCGAAUCGGGACCAACCCGUUAACGGAAAACGAUCAAAACUCACCCUUUUAAACACAGGAAACAUUGUCUUGCUUGAUGUUUCUUUAAACAAUGUUUGGUCUUCAAAAACAGCAUCAUUGGAACCAUUAGAGUUGCAUCUCAAAAAUGAUGGAAAUCUUGUGUUGCUUGAACUUCAAGGAACCAAAAUUUUGUGGCAGAGUUUUGAUUCUCCAACAGAUACUCUUGUUCCUGGUCAACCCCUUACAAGAUAUACAAAGCUUGUAGCUUCAAGAAGUGACACUAAUCAUUCUUCUGGCUUCUACCAGUUCUUCUUUGACGAUGAAAAUAUUCUCGGUCUUCAUUACAACGGUCGCGAUGUUUCUAGCUCUUACUGGCCAAAACCUUGGCUUCUAAGUUGGGAUGUUGGCAGAUCUAAUUUCAAUAGUAGCAGAAUUGCAGUGUUGGGUUCUUUUGGUGAGUUCUAUUCAUCAGAUAAUUUCACUUUUACUACUUCUGAUUAUGGAUCUGUUAUGCAAAGAAUAAUGAAAUUAGAUUCUGAUGGUGUUGUGAGAGUUUAUAGCAGAAUUAAUGUCUCACAGAAUUGGUAUGUUUCAUGGCAAGCCUUUUCUGGUACUUGCACAGUUCAUGGAGUUUGUGGAGCUAAUAGUACAUGUAGCUAUAGUCCUAAACUUGGAAGAAAGUGCUCUUGUAUUCCAGGGUAUAGAAUGAAGAAUCCUAAUGAUUGGUCUUAUGGUUGUGAGCCUAUGUUUGAUUUCACUUGCAACAAAAGUGAGUCAACUUUCUUAGAGAUGAAAAAUGUUGAGUUUUAUGGAUAUGACUUUCAUUAUAUUGAAAUUUGUAACUUUAGUACUUGUGUGGAUUUAUGCUUACAAGAUUGUAAUUGUAAAGCAUUUCAAUUCUCAUAUUGGGAGAAACAUGGCUUCUAUAGAUGUUUUACAAAAACACAGUUGCAAAAUGGAAGGUAUUAUCCCAUUUUCAAAGGAUCUACCUAUUUGAGAUUACCUAAAGGUAAUACUUUUUCUUUGAAACAAACUUCCAAUCCAAGCAACAACGAUGUUUGCUCUGAAAAACUUCAACGAGUUUAUGUCAACGAAGGUGAGAAUCAUUUUGUGAAGUUUUUUCUAUGGUUUGCCACCGCGAUCGGAGCUUUUCAAACGGUCUGCAUUUUCGUCAUUUGGUGUUCUCUAUUUAGGUCGAACCAAAAGACUUAUGCAGACCAAGAGGGCUACCAUAUAGCGGAUAUUGGGUUUAGAAAAUUUAGUUACUUGGAGCUAAAGAAAGCAACAAAAGGGUUCAGUCAAGAGAUCGGAAGAGGUGGAGGAGGUGUUGUAUACAAAGGCCUAUUAUCUGAUGAAAGACAUGCUGCAAUAAAGAGACUUUACAAUGCUCAACAAGGAGGAGAAGGUGAGUUUCUCGCUGAAGUAGGCAUCAUUGGAAGGCUUAAUCACAUGAAUUUGAUUGAAAUGUGGGGAUAUUGUGCUGAGGGAAAAUAUAGAUUAUUGGUUUAUGAAUACAUGGAAAAUGGUUCUUUAGCUGACAAUUUGUCAUCUAAUAAACUUGAUUGGAGUAAAAGGUACAAAAUUGCUUUAGCAAUAGCAAGAGUUUUAGCAUAUCUACAUGAAGAAUGCUUGGAGUGGAUUUUACAUUGUGAUAUAAAGCCACAAAAUAUACUUCUUGAUUCUAACUUUCAACCCAAGUUAGCUGAUUUUGGAUUGUCUAAACUCCAAAACAGAAACAACCUCAACAAUUCGAGCGUGUCUAUGAUUAGAGGAACAAGAGGGUAUAUGGCGCCUGAAUGGAUUUUCAACUUGCCAAUAACAUCUAAGGUUGAUGUUUAUAGCUAUGGAAUUGUUGUGUUGGAAAUGAUAACAGGAAAAAGUCCAACUACUGGUUUCAAAAUUGUUAAUGGAGAAGAGGAAAGUGUUGGAAGGUUGGUUACAUGGGUGAGAGAAAAAAGAGGGAGUAGCAUAUCUUGGUUGGAGGAAAUUGUUGAUCCUAAUAUUGGAUUAAAUUAUGAUAAGAGUAAGAUGGAGAUUUUAGCUAAAGUUGCUUUGGAUUGUGUUGUGGAUGAAAGAGAUUCAAGGCCUACUAUGAGUAGAGUUGUUGAGAUGCUUCAAUACCAUGGAAAUGAUUGAUGCUUAGUAAUAUUGUACCUUUUCAUUAUUUUUUAUUGUCAUUUUAAAUUUUUUAUAGCUAGUGGUAUGUGAAUAUGUAUAUUGUUUGUGUGUAUUUGGAUAAUAUGUGAAGAAUGUAUUUAAUUUUCAAAGAAGAUAUAUAUGAUAGAGGACCUAUUUUGGCUUUCAAUGUUUA
This is a messenger RNA of Trifolium pratense (red clover), 2697 nucleotides long. RefSeq names its product putative receptor protein kinase ZmPK1. The record is from RefSeq and is a predicted model, not a curated record. Gene Ontology annotation, biological process: recognition of pollen; protein phosphorylation. The transcript has a single exon. Bases 126 to 2522 code for a protein of 798 amino acids. Lineage: Eukaryota; Viridiplantae; Streptophyta; Magnoliopsida; Fabales; Fabaceae. Gene Ontology annotation, molecular function: ATP binding; protein serine/threonine kinase activity.